AUGUUGAUAGACGGCGAGAAGUAUGCUUGCGAGGCCUGCGUUCGUGGCCAUCGUGUGAGCAACUGCCAGCAUUCCGAUCGGCCGCUUCAGCACAUCAACAAGAAGGGCCGGCCGGUGUCGCAAUGCCAGCACUGUCGCACCAUGCGCAAGUCCCGCUCCGCCCACGUCAAGUGCGACUGCGGCGAGAAGACGACCAAGUGUGCCCACCUGCAGCAGCCACUCGAGGGACACAAUGAAACCUGCUGCUGCAACCACGGCGGUCGCUGCACCUGCUCUCUCAAGAAGGAAGCCUCUCUCGACACCGUCCCAGAGUCCGAUUCAGACCUCGAGGCCCUGCUCCUCUCGGGCGCCUCGAAGCCGAAGCUGAAUGCCAGGCGCCGCCGGGCCAACACGGUGCACUCGGACGGUGCCCUGGCCUUGAGCCGGAACGGUCAUCACAAGCCGAUGGGCUCCAAGCACAACCGAGCCGCCCAGAAAUGUGGCCCGUACCAGAUCAGCCGCGUCAACUCUGCGGCGAGCACGGGCAGCCUCGUCGCCGCUGCCGAGAGCCUGCCCUACGCCGAUGUCGAGGGUCGGCCACGGUCCAACACGACGCUUGCCCACGAGCAGCGGAGGGUCAAGUCCGAGACGGCGUCCCCGCUCAUGUCCGGCUCGGCCUUCCCUCAGCUCCACGCCGGCGCCCUUCCACCGUUGGACAUGUCUCGGAUCGAUUACGUUUCGUGCCUCGGCGGUGGCACCUUCGAGAUGUUCUCGGGCCUUCCCCCCGAACCGGAGGGCGGCCCGAUAUACAGCGCCGGCCUGAGCGCGACGCCCGUCGACUGGAGCCACUAUGACCUCGCCCGGACAAAGGGAGACUUUGCUCCCUCCAGCUACAGCCAGGCCGGCGCUCGAAGCUUCAACGGCCUCUUGGACUUUGGCAGCGGCUCCGAGCAGCUCCCCCGGCUCGCCAACACGACCUCCACGUCGGGCGAAGUGUCCGAGGUGGAAGACCUGAUGGGCAACGGAGACGGCGACUUCGACGGCUUCCGAACCGCCACCGGCGGUUUCCUUCGCCAGGGCAACGUCAUCGGCAACGCCGUAGAUCUCACCAGCAUCGACUACGACAGCUUCUACAGCAACAAGAACUCGGAUGCCACCAGCGCGCCUGCCACGGCCAUCUCCAUGGUCGAAGAGGAUCCGGCCUUCUGGAUGCCCAACUACAACGAUGGCAUCGCGACGAUGGAGGAGAACCCGGAUGCCCUCGCCGCCUCCUCGAUGGGCACUUUCUGGGAGAUGUGA
This is a messenger RNA of Drechmeria coniospora, 1278 nucleotides long. RefSeq names its product Copper fist DNA binding domain protein. Gene Ontology annotation, cellular component: nucleus. Gene Ontology annotation, biological process: intracellular iron ion homeostasis; positive regulation of transcription by RNA polymerase II; intracellular copper ion homeostasis. The transcript has 3 exons. Bases 1 to 1278 code for a protein of 425 amino acids. NCBI's taxonomy places the organism in Eukaryota, Fungi, Ascomycota, Sordariomycetes, Hypocreales, Ophiocordycipitaceae. The record is from RefSeq and is a predicted model, not a curated record. Gene Ontology annotation, molecular function: RNA polymerase II cis-regulatory region sequence-specific DNA binding; DNA-binding transcription factor activity, RNA polymerase II-specific; copper ion binding.